Molecule: messenger RNA, 1552 nt
Organism: Anopheles bellator
Lineage: Eukaryota; Metazoa; Arthropoda; Insecta; Diptera; Culicidae
Product: lysosomal alpha-mannosidase-like
Exons: 4
Biological process (GO): mannose metabolic process
Cellular component (GO): lysosome
Molecular function (GO): alpha-mannosidase activity
Source: RefSeq, a predicted model, not a curated record
AUGGGAACGAGAAACUUGCUUUUCCAGUUAGCGAUACUGGGCUGUCUAGGAAGUAUCCUGGCCAGCCCGAGCGGAUCGCGUGCGAAGGCUGCGUUCCAGAGUACGGCGCAAUGUGGAUAUGAGGCUUGUCCGGUUGUUAAAGAGAACAUGCUGAACGUGCACAUCGUGGCACAUACGCACGAUGACGUCGGGUGGCUGAAAACGGUCGAUCAGUACUACUACGGAAGUCAGACCAGUAUCCAGGUGGCAGGCGUUCAGUACAUUCUCGACUCGGUGAUCAAGGAGCUUACGAGGGACAGCUCAAGGCGGUUCAUAUUCGUUGAGUCCGCAUUCAUGAAGCAAUGGUACGAGGAGCAAACCGAAGAGCUUCAGCAGACCGUGCGGGACUUGGUUGACGAGGGUCGUCUCGAGUUCGUUGGCGGUGCGUGGAGCAUGAACGAUGAGGCAGCGGUUCACUACCAAAGUGUGAUAGACCAGUUCACCUGGGGUUUGCGGUUUCUCAGCGAUACCUUCGGGGAGUGUGGACGCCCUCGGGCGGGCUGGCAGAUUGACCCGUUCGGACACUCGCGUGAGCAGGGUUCCCUGUUCGUCCAGAUGGGAUACGAUGGGCUGUUUCAGGGACGGCUCGAUUUCCAGGAUAAAAACGAGCGCAUCGCGAAGCAAACGAUGGAAAUGAUGUGGAAAACCAGUGCCAGUCUCGAGCACAGCGACCUAUUCACCAGUGGGCUUUACUACAUCUACGCUCCGCCGCCUGGCUUUUGCUUCGACGUACUGUGUACCGAUGACCCGAUAAUCGAUGGCCCGUACUCGGCGGAUAACAAUGUUCGGGAGAAAAUAGAUCUCUUUCUGGAGACGGUACAGAACGUAUCGAAAGCAUACUUGACGAACAACAUAAUUCUGACCAUGGGCGAAGAUUUCCACUAUCAGGAUGCUAAUAUGUGGUUCAAGAACUUGGAUAAAUUGAUCAAGUACACAAAUGCACGCCAGGCGGAAGGAUCGAUGGUCAAUGCGUUCUACUCUACACCUUCCUGCUACUUGAAUGCGGUGCACGAUGCAAACGUGGAUUGGCCUACAAAAUCUGACGACUUUUUCCCCUACGCAUCGGACCCGAACGCUUUCUGGACGGGUUACUUCACUUCUCGACCGACGCAUAAACGGUACGAACGCGAAGGAAACCUCUUCCUGCAGGUCUGCAAACAGCUGUCGGCAAUCGCACCGACGAAGGAGGAAUUCUUCGAGCAGCAUCUGGGCCGUCUCCGUGAAGUUAUGGGUGUGAUGCAGCAUCAUGAUGCUAUUACCGGCACCGAGAAGCAACAUGUCGCUGACGACUACGCCCGUAUGAUGUACGUAGCCUUUGAGGGCUGCAAUGCCAAUGCGCGAUCGGCCCUAAACCAAUUGAAUGGAGAUGGAGUAAAACUCGACUGGAGCUACUGCAAAACUCAAAACAUCAGCGCCUGCGAAACGACCGAGUCCUUCGAGAACCUCCAGGUGCUUCUGUAUAAUCCUCUUGCUCAUAGCACUGACGACUUCGUGCGACUUCCGGUGAAGGAAG